Messenger RNA from Salmo salar (Atlantic salmon), 1462 nucleotides. RefSeq names its product parvin, gamma (gene parvg). Gene Ontology annotation, molecular function: actin binding. NCBI's taxonomy places the organism in Eukaryota, Metazoa, Chordata, Actinopteri, Salmoniformes, Salmonidae. Gene Ontology annotation, cellular component: actin cytoskeleton; cytoplasm; focal adhesion. Gene Ontology annotation, biological process: establishment or maintenance of cell polarity regulating cell shape; cell projection assembly; substrate adhesion-dependent cell spreading. The record is from RefSeq and is a predicted model, not a curated record.
ACUACUUACUUAUUUCCUUCCGCAUCCUCUCAUUUUUCUUUUUACCCGUUUAUUCCUUCAUUCUUCCAUUUUGUUUCUCAUAGAAAUGUUUAAUUGGUCCUGAAUUGGAUGAAGUUUGUUUGUGCUGUUAUCCCGUGGCAUGUUUCUGGAGAACUGCUUGUCAGAUUGGGUGUACUUCUUUUUGUAGCACGGAUAUUUGGAUUGAUUCAGUGUUGACGUCAGCCAGGAAGCUGUACACAGGAGUUCCCCUAUUCUGUCUGCUUGCUGCUACUGCUCUGAAGAAGCACUGUGUUCAUAUUUUGCUCCCUAGAGGGGAUAUGGAGGAUUUUCCUGAUAUGUACCAGGGGAAAGACCCUGAGGACAUUGAAUCUUUCCAGGGUGAGAGGAGGAAGGUCAUUCAGCCGACAUCUUUGAAAGACCCAAAACUUGAAAAGCUGAAAACGGUUUUGGUUGACUGGAUCAACAGUACUUUGAAAGAGGAACACAUCGUAGUGAGGAGUCUGGAAGAGGAUAUCUUUGAUGGCCUAAUCCUCCAUCACCUCCUUGGGAGGUUAGCUGGAGUGCUUCUGUCUGUGGAGGAGAUAGCGGUGACCAGCGCUGCUCAGACCCGCAAACUGGAGGUCAUCCUGGAGGCCCUGAAUGAGAAACUGGGGCUACAGGACAGCUCUCUCAGCAGGUGGAGUGUCAAACUCAUCCACAACAAAGACUUGCUGGCCACUCUCCAUCUUCUGGUUGCCAUGGUGAGGUGCUUCCAGCCUAAUCUGGAGCUUCCUCCAAAUGUCAGAGUGGAAGUUGUCCUGUUGGAGGUCAACAGAAGUGGAAUCAAAUCAGAAAAGGAAAUAGAGAUUCUUACAGAUGAAAGCGAUUCAACUACAGACUCACUGAGCAGUUCAGACAGUGAGGAUCCCAUUGAGCAGCUGCUGAAGCUGGAACCCCACAAGAUCAACACAGUAAAGCGGGCCAUCUUGCACUUUGUCAACAAGAAGAUGUCAACCUUGGGACUACAGGUGACAGACAUGGAGAAACAGUUUUCAGAUGGUGUUAUUCUCCUCCUGCUGAUUGGACAGUUGGAGGGCUUCUUUGUUCCGCUCUAUGACUUCAACAUCACCCCAAUCAACACGACUGAGAUGCUGCAGAAUGUGACCGUGGCCCUGGACCUCCUGAAUGACAUAGGGCUACCCACGACCAACAUUGAGCCCCAAGAUAUAGUCUCUCAAGAUGUGACAACUACCUUGAAGGUCCUAUAUGCCCUGUUCAAGAAGCACAAAAGCAGAUGAGAGUGGGAAGAACACGGACGAGGACAUUAGGAGGUGAAGACGCCAGAAGUCCUUUGCCUGAGGUGUUUUCCCCCUGGCAAGUCCAGAAUCAUAGGCUGAUUCCCUCUGUGAAAUAUUUACAGAAAAAUCAUAUAUCGAUUCCAUGUAAAGCUUUGUGUACUUUGUGUCAAUAAAAUUGUACUGUA